UCCAACAUGGCGGUAAACGAUGUAUGAAAGGUGCAAAAUGUUUUGAUUUUGAACGAGAAUUGAAAAUUGUUAAAAUUCACCGAAACGCCUGUAAAACACGGAAUGUGCAGUGAGAUCGAAAAUAAUAUCUCUCGAGUGGAUGUUUGGUGAAUAAUCUAUGCGAGUUUUGUUAACGUUAGUGUUAUUUUAUGUGAUUUUUGUGCUAUUUUAUUCUAAUGAUAUCGCAAAUGAUAUGUGACCGAAUGAUUAGCAAGAGAUAUGUCUACUAGUGAUCAAAUUACAUGUCCGGGUGUAUGUGAAACGACUGUAAAAAAUGAAGAAAAGUCUAUUGUUGUUCACGAUGAAGUCUGUGAGAAAAAAGAAGAAAAACCUAAGAGGAAGGUAUCUUUUCCUCAUGAUGAGGAGCUAGUCACUCAAUACUUCGAACCAGCCAACCCUUGGCAUGACGUACCUACAACGACGCGUGCGCAGCUUGCAGGCGAAUACCUCGAAGCUUGCAGGAUUCAUAACACACCUCCCAUCGAUUCAGUACUGCAACAAAUACGGGAACUAUCAGAAAACACGAUUGGUGGUUGUAUUCGAGCUGCUCGUCUUACGCUUGCUGAGUGCUCCCUGCUCGGUCCGGCACCGGUUGAUGCACUGGAGUCGCUGCUAAGCAAAGUUCAAUUUAGAAGAGUCGAAAUUGACCACGUGGAAAUUGAUGAUGAGGGCGCGGAAGCGAUAUUCGAUAUGAUAGAGUAUUAUGAGAGCGCAUCAGCGGUGUGUAUCAGUGGGCCACGGCAAUUCGGUAUUCGUGGAUGGCAGGCUGCUUCUAGAAUGAUUAAGAAGAGCGCAGAAAUAACGGAACUAGAAAUAUCGGAGAGUCCACUAGAAGCCGCCCACGCGCCGGUGUUAGCUCGGUCGUUGAAGCCGCUCGCCUGUCGUGUUAGGUCGCUGUGCUUACAACAGACCAGCCUGGCUGGGGAAUCGCUUUUGUGCUUGGUAAUCGCCUUAAAGUCAAACAACUCAGUACGCGAGCUGCGCCUCGGAGACAACGGCUUGACACAAUAUGAUGCGGUUCAGUUGGGUUCUUUAUUGCGGUACAAUACGAGGCUCCAAUUGCUGGAUCUUUCCAAUAAUCAGAUACAGGACGCAGGUGUGUGUGACAUAGCGAAUGCCUUAGUAGAGCAGUCUGCGCAUACGCCGCCAUCAGCGCCCACAUCCCCACUAUCGCCGCAUCACUGCCCACUGAGUGGAUAUGAAUACCGAGGCCUGGCGUUUCUCGUACUCUGGAACAAUCAGCUGACAAGGAACUGUGCUCAGCAUUUAGCAAGAGUUCUGAACACCUCAAAAUCGCUCUGUGUCUUAAAUGUGGGACGUAAUGCCCUAGGUUCCGAGGGGGUGAAAACCCUAACUAUGAGUGGUGGGGGAGCGCUGGUGUCUUUAGGCCUUCAGGCAGCUAGACUUAGUCUAGAUGCGGCUAAGUGCAUAGCGGAGCUUAUACAGAAUAAUUCCAAAUUACAGAGGUUAGAUCUCCGAGACAAUAGACUGGGCGUGGCCGGACUGCAAGCGAUAUGCAACGCUGUUAAAGAUAACCAGACACUCACACAAAUUGAUUUGGACGAUCCACCGGAAACCCCAAACCCAGCGGUAAACGUCCAAACAUGUACUGAAGCAGCAACAAUGAUGCGUCUGACGAAAGAGAUUCGUGCUAUUUGCCAACGGAAUGAACCAAGCGGAAAGCCAGUACGCAAAAUUAGUCUCACUUGUCAUACUGCGCAUGCGCAUACUACAGCACUAUUGGCUAAGCCAUCAACUAUAGAAGAGCGUCGUGUUCGUCUUCGUUCGCCUGCCCCCUCCCCCGCGCCGUCUCCUUCCCCCUCCCCAUCACCCGCCGGAAGCCCUAUACCCCCGGGACAUGCAAAUUCUAGGUUCUAUGUGACCCGAGUAACACCGGAAAGAGAUUCAUCAACAGAUAGUUCGAGCCCUUCAACACCAACAAAGCCAUCUUAUUGCCCAACGCCUUCUAGAUUUAAAGUUGUACAGGUCGCAGAACCACCGCAGAUUCAAAUCCACCCAGCACAGCCGAGGCGACCAUCUUCUCGGUUCUCAGUAACAAGGAACUACGAUUCAAUGUAUAACCCUUCUCCCGUCCCAUCUCCUUCACCGCCGCCCGCUACUGAAAGUGUACCUGCCAAAAGUGAUAUCAAAGCUAUCAACCCCGAUACAGCUUUAAGAUUUGAUAAACUUGAAACUGUAAAAAAGGAAAUUAAAAAUAAAAGUGAUCAAGAUAGUGUUAAAACAGCAAUUGCAGCUGAAAAAAUAUCUGAAACUAGAGAUAUUGAAUGGAAAACGGUGAAAGAUGCAAAGGGUGAUGUAACAGAUGGUAAAUGCGAUAAGAGAGGUAAUAGUGGUAAAGAGGACAAAAUAUGUAGUGUAAGUAAACAAUGUGUAAAAACGAAAGAACAAGGUGCAGAAAGUGAAUAUGUGAUUGAUAGAGUUCAAGCGCCAACUUCAAUGCAGCUUAUAUCAGAGCCUAGCUAUAAAAAAGAUAUUCUUAGUUCAGAAAUUGUUAUACAAACCGAGGACAAAGAAAAAGAAAAAUGUCAUAUUCAUGACACAAAAAGUCCUUUAAAAGAUAUAUUUGCUCCGAUUGAACCUAAAAUUGAAGGAGGUGAUAAAAAAUCGAAUGAAAUUAUUAAGAAAGACUCCGAAAAAGAAGUAAAGGCUGAUAACAAAAAUGCUAAACGAAUUGAGAGCGUUGUAACAGAAAUCGUUUCUGAAAUAGAACCUCUCCAAUUUACUAUUAAACAAGAUUCUGUGAUACAUGGACCACAAAUGGCUAAAGAAACUCAAUCACGCUGUUUAAUGAGUUCUGGUGAUAAAACUGAGACUGAGGCUCAAACCCCGGAAAUAGUUAAGAUUGCCCUUACGAAUAUUAUUGAUAAUGUGGCCUGGCCUCCGUUACGAACUAAAAGUGAUAAACACAAUCAGGACAGUACAGACUUGAAAGUGACUACUCAAAGUGAUAGUGUUAAAAAUGUUAAAAUUAGUGAUACAGUUAAGUUAGGUGACAUACUCACCGAUAGUUGUAAAGAUAAGGUGGAAGAAUUGUCUCAAGAAACGGUUAGUGGAGAUAAAACAAUUAAAACAGAGACAAAACUAGUUAAAAACAGUGUAGAAGUAACCGAAUCAGAAAAAGUUGACAUAGAUGUCACAGUUGUAGUAAAAAAGGAAUCAAAUACCGAGAAAACCAAAGUACAUAGUGACCAAAUUGUAAAUAUAGAUAAUAAGGUAAAGGGAGACAUAGCCAUUAAACAAAUAGAAGCAAUUACAGCUGAUUUAGGUAGUUUAAUACAAGAAAUGCACGAUCUAACCACAAAAACAAAGAAAAACGAUUUAGUUAUAGAUAAUGUUGUACCUGUUCGCGAUAAUGUAGUUUUAAAGAAGAAUAAAAGUGAAUCGAGUUUGGAUAGCCCAGAUUUAGAAGUGUCUAGACUUAUGAGAAAGCAAGUUAGUGCCUUUUGUGACAGCAGCUCAUCCUUGGAGAUUUCUGGCAGUUCAGUGGAAAGCUUAAAUAUUGAUAGAAUGAAGCCAGUGAUAGUUGAAACCAUAGACGCUAAACGGGAAAAAUUCUCGAAUGAAAGCAGUAUGGAAUCAACAAGUGAAGUUACCCCAGUGAAUCUUAAUGUAUCAAUAAGCUCUAACGAAAGCGUUUCGCCAAUCAUUUUUGGAACUUCCAAGAAAAUCCACGAUUCUCUGUCGAGUUUAGAGGCUAGUGUCAGUUCAAUUGAAUCGGCGAAAGAGAAAAUGAUGGUCACGUCCGCCGAUUCAGGCAUAGAGCAUUCUCUUAAUCCCUCAGAUGUAAGGGAAGACAAUUCUUCUAAUGAAGGAACCCUAACUAACAGUUCAAGCUUGAAAGAUACUGAUAAGAGUUCCCAAGAAACAUUGACAUCGCCAAAACGGACUUCAAGCUUGUUAGAUGUUCCCGCUUUGAAGUCCAAAGGUUUAGAGAGAAUGAGAAAGAUAUCAUGGGUAGCGCCCUCUCCCAGCUUUCAUAUACCUAGACCAGAGCCAGAGAAAGUUGAAAAUAAAUUUCCAACUAAUCUGGAGAAGCUAUUAAGCCUAUUUCAACAUCCAAGCAGCUUGUUCUCACGCACAUCCACAGAAGAUGAUAAAAAGUCGACUUCCAGUACUCCACCUAGAAAAGACUCGUCAUUAACCAGCUCAUUCUGGUCUUGGGCCAGCUCAUCUGACAAAUCCGACAAGGAUGACAAAGAUGCUGACAGUCUAUCGGAAGCAACAGACUCUACUCUAUCCGAAAGAGUUCAAGUAUCAUUCGUUGACGAAUCUUUCUCUAAAAAAUUUGACAAAACGCCGUCAACAGAUACCGAAAAUACACUAAGCGAAUUCCAAUCGUUUCAAGCAGGAGACACUGUUACCGACAUAACCACCGACGAAAAUUUAGUACAAAUCUUAGAUGUAAGUAAAGACGCAGCUUCCAUUGAUAUGCCUGCGUGCAAAACAGAUCUCAUUGUACCCAACGAUUAUGAAAUUGAUGAAAAAUGUGAAAAAACAGAAAAAUUAGUUAAGUUAGAAGAAAAUAUAGAUGUAAGACCUAGAACGUUUGCAUCAGUUCUCAAAUCGACCGGCUCAGAAAAUUCUUUAGAUAAACAAAGCCCUGAGGCGGGUCACCCGGUUGAUAAAUUUCCUACCAAAGUUAUAAGAGGUAUUAAGGAAAAUGUCAGCCCGGAAAAUACAAUAACGUCAAUGUCCACGAAAGCCCUUGUGUACGAAUUAUCUGAACGACAAAUGAAGAAUUCACCAAUAGUGAGCACAAUAUGGGAAAUACAGACGCCAGUUUCAGAGAAAAGUGAACUUAAAUUCGAAGAUCACAAAGCUCAAAGUGAUUUAGCACCGAUCGCCAAUAUAGACGAAACAUGCGAUGUAGCCGCAGAUGAAAGUAUUCAAUUCGCAUACAUAGACGAUGUCAAAGUUGACGAAGACAAUAAAUUUAUUAAAGAACUAGGGUCCGUCGACGUCGCCAAAGAUGCUCUGUCAUACUUAGAAAGUAAAGAUAAAAUAACAAAUCCGGAAUCAUCAUUAGCGCAGGAGUUGAAGGAUGCAGAGAGAAAGGAGUUGGUAGACCUAUCUCCCGAGUUAGUACUUGACGAAGCUGCUGAAAAACCUGAUUAUUCAAUGGAUGUAAAGGGCCGUAAGAGUUCUCCUGUCAUCCCAGAGCGGGCAAAGUUAAAGAAAUCAAAUUCACUUGAAGAUUUAACUAAGCGCCCCGAAAAAGAAAGCCCAAAAUUAAAAUCCAUUGCCUUUAAAGUCCCAGAAAGUACAACACCGAGAGAUAUUCCCGAAAGGCGCACAAAAUUACGUAAUAGGAGCGGUUCAAGUCCAAAAUCUCUACCAGAAAGCUUGAACAAGCCUUGCCCCUUGGCCAAGAUGGAUUCUAUAUUGAGCAAAAAGAAGAAAAAGGUGUCAUCGUUAGGUAAAAUGGCGCGUGACUCUCUUCUAGCUUUAAAUAUGAGCGAAGAUGAAAUUGCAGAGUUCAGAAGAUCUUACAAAUUAACAUCAGUGGAAAGUUUGAGGUCUCUCGAAUCAGUUUCGGAAGAUGCAAAUUCCCAGAGCGGCACGUCUAUGGACUCUAGAUGUAGAGCUUGUCUACGGACGAGUCAAGAAAGUCUUAUGUCACUGGACUCUAUAACAGAGGAUUGUCGUUGUCAAGAAUUUUGCGAACGACGCACUCAUAGAUAAAAUAGGAAAGAUAAAUGUUGGUCUUUCCUUGCACCAAAUUGAAUUUGGUUACAAUAGUCUUUGACUAGAACCGGCAAAAUGAUUUCGAUACAGAAUUGGAAUAAGCCAUCGUGGUUUAAAAAAAUCCUCGAAUCACAUUUUGACAAUUUUAUGACUAGUGUACUAUACGACUGUAUCCUUAAUACUUAUGGGCAGGCGACUUAAAAUAUUUAUGCUAUAUUGGACUUUAGCGCCGUACCAUUAAGUCAUCUUUUCAUUUACAGCCAACGAUCCUGUCCAAAGUGCGAAACUAAGAGGUGGGUGACUGGGUAUUUAUUAUUCAACGAAUAUCCGUAAAUAAUUUAUCAAAUGUUAAAGUUUUUGACAUAUAUUGAUCAUAAUAUGUUAUUAAUUUUAAGAGGUCUGUAACCAUAAUAGGUUUUAAAAACAAAAACAUUGUUGGGGACUCUAAUGAGAAGUGGGACUAUUUUCACAGAUAAAUAUUAUAUGAUACAGUGGUAAGUUCAUAAAUAUAUUUAUAGAUUACUUAUUUAAAAAAUAGUAUGAAUGUUUUUCAUAAAUAUUAUUUUAUUUUAAUGAACUUAAACUAUGAACAUUGUUAGCACGAUUUUCUCUUUUCUUUGAAUUCAUAUGAUUACUGGCAUAAGUAUUCCUCUGUUAAGAUGAGGGGAAUGUUCUGGGAGUAGUGCCACGACUCAUUAUACACAAUUUAACAGCUGCACAGAUUAUACUUUGUAUAAUAUUCUAUGCAGCUGAUAAUGGGUGGCUUGUAUUUGCACAUAUGGCUUUAUAAGUUACUGAAUUUGGAAAUUUUCUGAUAGGAAAAUGUGUUGCAAUUAAAAACAUAACUUUACUCUGUUACUUUCAAAAGAAAUAAAAGUUAUAAUAUCUGUAAAAUGCAAUUUAUUUGUCGUUACAGUUCGUACUGAUAGAAGGUUCAAUUAAAACGAUAAAAUAUUGUUCUUUUUAUAAAUAGAGGUUUUAAAGAAAACACUUUUUUACCGGAUUGAAGCUAUGUAUUAUUGUAAACUCAUAUUUAUUUAACAUAAUUUUUAAUUUAUCAUCAAAUUAUCAUGUUCAAUGAUAAGUAUCACAGCUGUAGAAAAAGUUGUAUUAUCUGUAUUUAUUUCCCCGCAGUUAGUGUCUGCUAAAAGAUGAAGGGUUUCUGCAUACAUCGCUCACGGUGUCCUCCAUUUUCCAAAAAACAAUGCGAAAAUGGAGGACACCUGUAUUUGUAAUUAUAAGUUUACAGUAAUACAUAGCUUCAAUUCGUAAAGUGUUUUCUUUAAAUGUGUAUAAACUAUGUUAAUAAAAGACGAUACUAAAUUAUUAUAUGUGAAUAGCUGAUCUGUCAAACGUCUACCCCAAUUACAGUGCCACAUAAUUUUCUUGGCCGGGAAGAACGUCACUGUCAUUUAUAUUAGUGUUGCCAGUAAAUAAAAAAUAACUAUUUUUAAGGGGAAUAAUUUAAAGUCAUGCAAGCUAACUUAAUAAUUUAUUGAAAUGUCUUAAUAAAACAAUGUAUACUAUGGAAAAAACCGUUCUAGGCAUAAAUAAAUUUAACAACUGAUAUAGGUUUAGUUGCCCGUACUAUUAAUAUUACAUCUUUUAAGAUAAGAAGGUUUUUCAUAUUUUUAUUUGUUUUGUCAUUUUAACAAAUAUUUAAAAUGACUGAAUUAUUGGAGGUGAUGAGGUAAAAGUAAUUAUAUAAAGGUGACAAUACAUUUUCCUAUCGAAAAUCUCUCUGAAGUGUUUUGGAAGAAUAUUUCACUGUUUCUCUAGAGUCUAGAUAUUUAAUAUAUUCCAGUCGUGUUAUAGUUUUUCAACAUUUGCAUACUUUUAUUAAACCGUUUAAAAGCUAUACAUGUCUAGCCUCUACAUAACUAGCCAAAACUGGCCUUGCCACAGAGCAAAAAUUAUGGCUUUCUUUACGUUUUUAAUCUAUAGUCUAUUACUUAAACGGCGUGUUUAAUGUGCUUGAAACUUAUUUAUUAUAUACAAACUGAUUUAUUGGGGACCUUAUUUAAUAAUGGAUGAGGAGGAACAGUGAAUACAGUAUAGGUGUAUUUCCUACAGUCCGCCAUUUUGAAUAUGACACACGUUUCAUUUAAAAUACCUAAUUCAAAAUGGCGGAUUUGUACCAGCAUAAUUAUACGUGAUUUGUUACAUACGGGUUACUGAGAAAGAAUCUAUUUAUAAGUCUGUUAAAGGUACUUUAUCAAUUGUAAAUAAUUAUAAAUAUAUGUACUAUAAUGGAUUUUAUAUGCAAGUAGUUUAACCCAAGUCUACGUAAUGUAAGCUAAUAUAGGAUGUUUUGUCCUUAUCACUUUAGUGUUACUUAAACGGGGCAAAACAUUAUAUGACUUAUAGUGUUACUGUUGCUUUUACAUGUACAAAUAUAUCGUUUCGUCUCUUUCACUCUGUUGUCGUUUUGAUGUAAAAAAAAAACAGACAAAACAUACGCUCAUAGUGAAUAUAUAAUUGGACUGUUGCCACAUUAACUUAGUAGAAGCUUCAAAUAGAUCGUAAAUGUUCCAUCUCCUUCACUCUAGUAUCGUUUUGAAUAUUAAUAAGAGACAAAACUAUUUUACUAUUCAUAGUAUAUAACUCAAAUGUUUUGUCACUUUACUUUUAAAGAGUGAAAGAGAUGGAACAUUUAUUAUGAUUGUUAUGGGUAUUGUGUAAUAUAUAAACGAAAAAUCUAUUCUUGUCAAAUAGUGUAAUAAAAACCCCUACUAUGUAAAGGAAACAUUUAAAUUGCUAUUGCAAUGUGUAACCAGCAUUGGUACUCUGUAACCUCUGGAAGUGGAUUCAAUAUUGUAUUGCGACAAUGAAUACCAAACGUCGAAAUUUUUAGAAGAUACAAAGUACCAUUGCACAUCGACAAAACAGCAGAUGAAAGAUAAUAAUUAAGUAUGAAAGCGACAGGUUUAUGAUUUUCCAACAAAAAUGAAAUGCAACGGGGUAAUUAUUACAUAAAUGGGCUACCAUAUCCAUCUCAUAGAUAUUUAAAUCCAGUUUGAUUUUCGAUUAUUUAUGGUCUAACAACUUGGAAUGCUGAGAAAGAGUAAGAGAUUCCUAUAAGAGGUCUGAAGAUAGAAUUCAGAAACUUGCAAAACGACGUCUUUCGUAUGUCAAAAUCCAAUUACGCAGGGUCAUACUUAACACCAACUCUUUGACGUAUAAGGUUCAGCAACGGUAGCGCUGUCAAACUCUUUUAUUCAGCUGAAAACUCAUGUAAAAGUAUGUUGUGGAUAUGAAAAACCUAUUUAAAUAUUUAAAAUGUAAUUUGUAUAUAUACUGUGAAUUCAUUGAUAGUGUAUUCGUGAAGGUACGAUUCUACCAAUGCGGCGAUGUUGCACAGCGUACGGCACAAUUGUUUGUGUCUGUCGACUCAAGCGAACAAAAACAAUUGUGCGCGCAAUAUGCCAAGUAUUUUUUUUAAUUAUCAAGAAUAUAUUAAUGGAAGCCCGGGCAAGACGCAUGUUAAAUCUUCUCAGUAAACAAGUUGAAACACUACGCUCAGAAGUUACACACAGCAUUGCCGGUACGUAUAGUACGUUCUGCUAUAGUUUUGCACAAAAUGAUUGUACUGUUGGUGCAUGCAAUUUUGGUGGAAUCGUAUCUUAACAAUGAAUUUAAAGUUACUUAAUCACUCACGACACAGAUAGUUAGGUACAGCAAAUUUUAAAGUUGGAAGAAACAAUUUCUCCUAUGACAUUCGCGUUGUCUCUGACUAUUCCAUAGAUAAUUUGUUUAUGAAUUAUAGAAUAAUCUAUGGAAGGUGCUUGAUACCAGUUAAUUUCUGGAAGGUUUUUGUAAUUGCACACUGCAUCAUUGAGAGAUCAGAACUCUUAAAAAAUAUAAAAUACUGAGAAAUGGUUAUUUUAUAGAUGCGCCGAGUGUGAAAUUUAAAGUUCCAAGUAUCUGAAUACAUGUCUUGUUCAUUUCCAAUAUACAUGUAAUAUGACCUCAGGUAUGAGAGUAGCGCACUGAAAGCUAACACUUAUGUUUAUUAAUAAAUGUUAGCCCAAUUUAAAAUAUCGCAAGGUUAUUUAAUAAGCGUAUAAACUCGGCGCAUUUCUAGAAAACGUCUUUUAAAACUUUCCUAUAUCCAAUUAAAUUUUUUCCCGUAAAAUUUAUGGGGAGUAGAAUCAAUUUUUAUUUAAAUGGAAUCAAGCACUCUAGAAUACAUCUUUAAUAAAACGAUUACUUUGCAAAGUCUCCAUUGGUAAUAGAAAUGACAGCUUAAAAUUAUCUCUGUUUUAUUCCAUAGUAUUGUUAUACUUAUCAUGAUCAUGUUUUUGUACAAUUGUACAAAAAUAAAUCAAUACUAAAAUUUUAAUUAUGUACAAUACAAAUAUGUGAGAAAUCGUUUGCUUAAAGACUGUAAUUGUCAAAGACCAAAUGUUAUCAUAAUAAUGUUUAUAAUUGUAUAUAGCUUGUAUAUAAUUGUUUAUGUCAUAAAUUUUGGACUCUGUGGCAAUAAAUAAAUAAAAUGUACAUUUUAAUCUCGUUAAAUGUAGUCAAUACAAAUAAUUUGUUAUUGAAGCCAUAAUAAACAGAAACAUUGAGAUUCGUAGUCUAGUGGUACGAGACGUAUUCAAAUGUCAUUUUGGGGUUUUUACGUAUAAUAAUCGACAUUUAGUUUAUCUAUAAUAGAACUGUUUGUACUUAAAUUAUACUGCCAUGGCUCGCUAAAGAAUAUUCUUUCUGUGCAAAGAUAAUUCCGCCACAAGUUCUACCUUAUAAUGUAACGAGUUCAAUGCAAUUUGAUAUUUAUCUAGAAGUUAUAGCUAUUUUGCGAAGAAGCUAUCGUUUUACAGACAACGAUAACUUUACAUAUAAAAUCUGCCAUCUCGCUUCCUCACGCCAAUUGGUUAUAAACUUAUAGGUUAAGUGGGAGCGGGAUGGCUGCAUUUUAUAAUGACAACACGCGGGUAACGUUAGCUACGAUAUGUCAAAUUUGUCAGCUGACAUUGACAGUGUGUCAAAGCGUCACGUUUUAAUCAUGUUUUUGUAUAAAUUUUUGUAAAUAUAUCGCAUAGGCUUAAAUGUUAAGUCCUUUAUCCACUUUGGGAUUGCGAUUUUUUUUAUUAAACGCAACGCGGGCUUUUUUGUGUGAUACAAUAAUGUAAUUUCGAAUAAAUGUACAUUAAAUAUUUAAAUUUA
Molecule: messenger RNA, 10914 nt
Organism: Pieris rapae (cabbage white)
Lineage: Eukaryota; Metazoa; Arthropoda; Insecta; Lepidoptera; Pieridae
Product: microtubule-associated protein futsch
Exons: 14
Coding region: 259-5742 (1827 amino acids)
Molecular function (GO): protein binding
Source: RefSeq, a predicted model, not a curated record